Magnolia sinica is the source of this 2809-nucleotide messenger RNA. RefSeq names its product probable transcriptional regulator SLK2. Gene Ontology annotation, biological process: positive regulation of transcription by RNA polymerase II; negative regulation of transcription by RNA polymerase II. The record is from RefSeq and is a predicted model, not a curated record. The transcript is spliced from 10 exons. Gene Ontology annotation, cellular component: transcription regulator complex; nucleus. The coding region runs from base 381 to 2624 and encodes 747 amino acids. NCBI's taxonomy places the organism in Eukaryota, Viridiplantae, Streptophyta, Magnoliopsida, Magnoliales, Magnoliaceae.
UCGCACUGCAGUUCCCGCGGGGUAUAAAAACCGUAUCCUACUCUCCUCAAGACAUCGCUGGAAGAAAAGGAGGGAGAGAAGGCUUCGCUUUUUCGAGCUCCAUUUCAAGCUUGAUCUGUAGGAAUUCACCACCAUAGGACGUGGUUUCAGGUUCGUGUCGAAGAGCUACAUAUAUUCCAUCCACCACUUCCGCUCUGGUGUCAUCCGCAGCACCAUCCUGGGUGGCUGGUGGCCGUGCUCAAUCUUCAUUCGCUUCUGGCAUCUCUUUUGAAGGAGAAUGACAGAUCCAGGUGCCCGUAGAUUCCACAUUGAAUUCAUCAUUUGGGAACUCAUCUAAUUCUGGAACUGAGUGGUUGGGUCUAGAGCCCGCUUCCGGGGAUAUGAACCAGGUAUCGAAUAGUGUGGCAAACUCGGGGCCCAGUGUGGGGGCAAGUUCGUUGGUCACGGAUGCCAACUCCUCACUUUCUGGUGGACCCCAUUUGCAGAGAAGUGCUAGCAUUAGUAUAGACUCAUACUUGAGGGUGCCGGCAUCACCCAUGUCUUUCUCGUCGAAUAACCUAAGCAUGGAUGGUUCCUGUAUAAUUCAGCAGAGCUCCCAUCAAGACCAGAAUCCACAGAGGCAGCAGCAACAGGGGGCGGCUUCAACGGCUACAUCACAUCCGACAUUGCAAACAGGCCCACAAGUUCCUGUCUCCUUAAACCAGGAGCCGAUGCAGAAAAAACCCAGAUUGGAUAUCAGACAGGAAGACAUUUUGCAGCAGCAGCUUAUUCAACAACUGCUGCAGAGACAGGAUUCCAUCCAACUACAAGGGCAAAAUCCCCAGCUACAAGUCUUAAUUCAGCAGCAGAGGCUCUUGCAGCAGCGACAUCAGCAGCAGCAGAUAUUGCAAUCUAUCCCACAGAUGCAGCAGGCACACUUGCAGCAGCAGCAACAACAGCAGCAGGAGUUGAGGCAGCAAAUGCAACAUGGGGUGCAGCCGAUAUCUGGUAUGAAGCGACCGUAUGACAGUGGCAUAUGUGCUCGUCGGCUUAUGCAGUACAUAUAUCAUCUGCGUCAUCGUCCUCCUGACAAUAAUAUUCUCUACUGGAGAAAAUUUGUGGCAGAGUAUUUUGCACCUUGUGCUAGGAAAAGGUGUUGCCUGUCAUUAUACAAUAAUGCUGCCCACCAUUCCCUUGCAGUGUUUGCUCAGGCAGCUCUGGAUGCAUUCCAUUGUCAUAUUUGUUGUUCUAAGUCAGGAAGGGGAUUUGAAACAACCUUCGAAGUGCUCCCUAGGCUUAGUAAAAUUGAAUUCGAUAGUGGGGUUAUUGACGAACUUUUGUUUGUCGACUUACCACAAGAAGUGAGAUUCCCUUCAGGAAUUAUGAUGUUGGAGUAUGGAAAAGCUAUUCAAGAGAGUGUUUAUGACCAGCUUCGUGUUGUUCGUGAGGGUAAUCUCCGUAUAAUAUUUGCUCCUGAUUUAAAGAUACUUUCUUGGGAAUUUUGUAUAAGGCGCCAUGAAGAGCUUUUGCCUCGUAGGUUGGUAGCACCACAGGUGAACCAAUUGCUACUGGCUGCACAAAAAUACCAAAGUGCUGUAAGUGAAAGUGGGUCUACUGGAAUUUCGCCUCAGGAUUUACAAACAAACUGCAACAUGUUUGCAACAGCAGGACGGCAGCUUGCAAAGAGUUUGGAUUCACAAUCAUUGAAUGACUUGGGAUUUUCCAAAAGAUAUGUUCGGUGCUUGCAGAUAUCGGAGGUUGUAAAUAGCAUGAAAGACUUGAUAGAUUUCAGCCGGCAGCACAAGAUGGGACCCAUUGAGAGUUUGAAGAACUACCCCCGACCGGCUGCAGCAGCAAAGCUUCACAGAAUGCAGGAAGGGGAGCCCUUGGCCAAUGCUCAGGGUCUCCCAAAUGACCAGAACACGCUAAAUAAAAUAGUGGCAAUGAGCUCUGGUCUGAGCACCCAUACGAAUAAUAGUCACUCAGGCAGUGGAACCCUGAAACACAAAGCCACAGCAGCUGUGGCAUUUAGCAAUUACCAGAAAUUGCUGAGGCAGAACUCGAAUUCAAACCAGAAUUCCCCUCAGCAGGAUUCAUCUUGUUGCUUUAAUGGUUCAAGCCAGCCUGCUUUGCCAUUUCAAAGUCAUGUUUCUUCGAUCACGGGGCCUCUGCCAAACACACCUGGUAAUGGCCCAUUGAGCCCUCAUCUGCAGCCGUCUUUUCACACUAAUCAACAUUUAAGGCAGCAUGUGAUUCAGCAAAUGCUGCAGGAGAUGAUGAAUACCAACGGAGGCAUACAACAGCUACCUCAAAGUAUGACUGCAAAUGGGAAUGCAGUGGAGGGCGUCUUCAGUGGGAGUAACGGAUCAGGAAGUGUGCCUGGCAUGGGUAUGGUGAGAUAUGAAAUUAACACAGCAAAUGCAUCAAAUGGUGCACCGUCAAUGAUCCCAACUAGCAGGAGCAACAGCUUUAAGAAUGCUGCCAACUCUUCAGUUGCUGCGGGUGCCAGUGUUUUUAAUUUAAGACCGGAUUUGCCUCAGAAUAUCUAUGUAGGGGAACUGGUUGAAGACUUCCUAUGUGAAUCAACAGAAAACGUGUUCAACAGUGAGGCUGUGAGCAAUCUAGGUUGUAUCUGGAAGUCAUGAUUGUUACUGCCCAUCUACCAUUACUGGGAAAGUACUAACGCAUUUUUUGUACAUAAGCUUUGAAACUUCAGUAAUGGUUGUUUUGUCAUUGCAUUUCAGCAAUCCCAACACUAGUCGGUGUUGGCAGUUUUGCAGCUUUGCCAUUUAUAUCUUAUAUCAUAGCAAAAACGGCAAAUUUUGAUUUU